AUGCCAGCAUACCGACUCUUGCCUCGCAUUCAAGCAUCGACGUUGGAUGCAUUCAGAAAGGACAUCUACAGACCUCGGUUAGCGCUCUGCAUCUUGAUUCUCUUCCUCGCUUCUUCGCCAAGCUCUGGUCCAGGCAGCAAUGAUGGGCAUCUGUCGCGGGAUGUAGGGCUGAAUGCUAAGCGUGAGUGUCCGCUGCUCGAUCUCGCCAGCCAUGGUUGCGUUGCUAGCACGUCCAAGCACCCACACGCGCUGACCAGUCUGCUUUAUCCGCUUCUUCCAUAGCACAAGCCGCAGUAGUCGCACCACAACCAGCAAUGGCAUCGAGCAGCGUGCCCGAAACUCACGACCGAACGAGCGCAAGUGGACCCGCAAGUCUCCUGUCAUCCAUCUACUCCUCUCUCCCUCUGCGCGCCAUCCGUGGAGCCUCCAGUCGUCCCCAGCCAGCGCACAGCGCAGCUACCAAUUCGGCGCAGAGAUUGCACACACAGAGCAAGCAGCAGCGCAUCAACGACGACACUGAUGGUACGGGCAACGAUGGAACAAUUCGGUCUCUCAUGAAGCAUGUACGCUCAAAGAAGCAGGCAGAGUCCAAGGAAGGUGCUAGACCAGGCGACAAGUCACUCCGGACCAAAUUGGCCCACAGGAAUACCUCGACGCGCACAUCCUCUACGUCCAAGUCCAGUUCAGGACACUCCACAUUCAGAAUACCGGUUCCCAGUCUUGAGAUUCUGCUCCACGCUCAGGUAUUGCCAGCCUUAUUGCCUCUGCACCUUAUCUGGGCACUUAGAUUAGCUGGCAUGUGUGUCGAGGAUUCCAUUGCGACUGUGAGUGGGAGAGCGGAGGACCCUUCCUUGACUCCAAAACGCUGCCUUGCUUGGAGACUCGCGCGUUGACGCCCUUGAACCGCCGCUUCGAUAUUGCAGGGCUCGUCUACCUUUUCGAGUCGCUCCAGAUUCUCAUCCGCGGCUUUGGCAGCGAUCGGCGUCAGUCUGCUGCUCGUGGCCUCUCCAUGGUUCAGCGGGGUACUUGAGACGUUGAGCGCACAAUGGACUGGCUGGCCAGACGCAGAGGCCGCAUCUCUGUUACCGCUGCAUAUAUUCGUCUGUUUGGAGGUGAGCAUCUGUUAAGAGCACCGACUCCACUGUCGUCGCUAAGAACUUCGACCUCUCGCUUCUCAGGCUCUCGCAGCUCUUCUUUCGCUUGGUCUUCCUCUGCUCAAAGUUCCACCGCCUCAGCCUUUGCCUUUCAACAUUCCCCGCACUAUUCAUCUUCCUUCGCCAUCGCAUUCACCCGCGUUACUAGAAUUCGUCCUACCGUUCUUGCCUCCUGGUGUCAUUGACAUCUUGGCGGGGCGCAACACGACGAGGACCGGAAGACGAGGGAGGGGCCGCCCUGCUGGAGGUCGAUAUGUCGCCCAAGCUGCUUCGCCGCGUUUUGUGCAGCAGCCGCCACCAGUUGCUCCACCGACCAUUCCUACGGCAUCGGGUGUCAGCACUGCUGUGGCCGCCGGCGCCUUGCCCGACCAGCCUGGUGCGUCGUCAAUGCACCCCCGAUCGAUGACAUCUGAAUCGUCGAGCCCUAGGGCGUCACAGGCAACGAGCGACCCGACGGCCUCUCUUGGUCCCACAGCACGCUCGAAAGCAAUGCGGCUUUCGCAUCAAAGGGUGCUUGUGUCCACGGCAUGGGUAGGAGACACUUGCAUCUCUCUCUGGGAUCGAUUCACCGGCGCUCUGAUCUAUGCCGUCCUGGUCCUAUCUUUGCCCACGCUUUCGCCGGCCAGUCUAGCGCCUCUCUUAGCCCUUCUAGCUCUCCGAUCCGAGCUGGGUAGACUCGUGGACGCUUGGUCCAGCGCUAGAUCUGCUGCCGAGUGUUUGGAAUUUGUGAGGAGACGGUGGGGAGCCAGGAAAUGCAUGGCGAGGGCGAAAGCAGUCGUCGCCGCCGCCCAAACAUCUGCACGAAACGCAGAAAACGCUGCGCAGAAGGCGGAAAGCGAGUCUGCGCAACACGGAGAGCAGAAGAUCAACAAGGAGACGAUCAGGUCGCUUAGGGAACGAGCGACGAGGAAGAGAAAUCAAGCUGCCAAAGAAACGGCAAAGUGGGCCUGGAGCAACAAGUCGGAGGCAGAGGUGCUAGAUCAGACCUGCAGCGUCUGCUUUGAGUCUGUCCUGCCUGGAUACGCAUCCUCCUCCUUCAGCCGUAGCAAGACAGAAGAUGGAGCCGAUCCUACUCUGAACCAUUCGCAGACAAGCCUCGACUCGGAAGUGGACUUGGAUGAGAUCGCUUGCGUUCUAGACUGUGGACAUGCGCUGCAUAGCGUCUGUCUCGUCAGACAUCUCACAGCUCAGGCCAAGUGUCCAGCUUGUCACGCCAGUCUGAGUGCCUCUCCGCCCCACUCGGGCUCUAGUGGUCGAUCCAGAGCGCAGACUCGCGUUCAGGUCCAGACACAAGCGCAGGGAUAG
This is a messenger RNA of Ceraceosorus bombacis, 2459 nucleotides long. The record is from the annotation of a GenBank genome assembly. Lineage: Eukaryota; Fungi; Basidiomycota; Exobasidiomycetes; Ceraceosorales; Ceraceosoraceae.